AUGCCUAGAGUCGUACAAAAUCGAAAUGCGAGUAGAGGCAGAGUUGCUUCUGGCUCUUUAUCGACUCCCGCAAAAUCUCCCGUGAAAGUACCCUUGAACGAUACAUCGCCAGUGAAAUUGGCUCUCAAUGAUGAUGCGCAAGAAAAGGCAAGACGGUUAAAAUCAAGAAAUGCCCAUCACGAAACUCAGAUGAACGAAAUCAAAAAAGCCGCAACUCCACGAAAAUUGGUGAAUUUCAACCGAGCAGGGAGCUCUUCGCCAUCUUCAAACCAAAGAACCCCAGGGCGUAUGGGGAAAGAGAAUGAACUCGAUGGCGGGGUUAUGAUGGUGGGGGGAAACGCAGUAACCCCCAUGAAGCGUGUUCCAAUUCUCGCAAAUUUCGAAGAAUGGAUGAAGAUGGCCACAGACAACAAGAUCAAUGCUGCCAACUCCUGGAACUUUGCGCUGAUUGAUUAUUUCCAUGAUAUGUCACUUUUGAAGGAGGGUGAUGGGGUCAAUUUCCAAAAGGCUAGUUGCACUCUUGAUGGAUGUGUGAAGAUUUACACGAGUCGAGUCGACAGUGUGGCUACAGAGACCGGCAAACUUUUGAGUGGAUUAGCAGACAGCGGGAACAACAAAAAGAAGAGAGGCGAGAAUGAAGAAGGUGAGGGUGAAGGUGAUGAGAGCGAAGAAGAGGUCGAAGACGAGGAUGGGGUUGUGAGGAAGAAGACCAAGAAAAGGUUGAGAUGUUCAAACGUUAUCAUUUUGUUGCUUGCAAUUGAGCUUUUAUAUACUAUUGUUGAUUUACUAACUCAACGUUCAUCAGAAGCGACUCUCGCAACUUCAUUUUCAGCAUUACAAUUAAAAAAGUUUGAACUUGAGUUUUCUGUUGAUCCUUUAUUCAAAAAAGCAUCUGCAGAUUUCGAUGAAGGCGGAGCCAAGGGUCUUCUCUUAAAUCAUCUCUCAAUCGAUUCUAAAGGACGUAUAGUUUUUGAUAGUAGUGAUGAUGCAGGCGACGCAUCAGCAAAAGGACGGGGCAGAAGACGAAAGGAUGAUGCUAUUGAAGAGGAUCAGGAAGAAGUUUUAGAAUCGGCAAAUGUUACGCUAAAAGAUGAUGACAAUGAGGACGAAGAUCAAGAUGAUGUAGAGAUAGAUGUGGAGGCUUUAGGUAUCAAGUUUUUCCCAAACUUGGAUUUCCUUGAAGAACAGGAUAUAUGUCCAUCAUUGAAGAAUUUUGACCUUGGAGAUCCUUCUGGUUCCAUGGACAUUCCGUUCUUAAAGGCACCGGAAGAUUGGCGACAAGAUAAAGACAAGACAGAAGACAAUGGGGUAGGUAACAGAUCUGGCAUUUUCCUCGAUGAUGACAACCCAGUUGGAUUUGAUGAUGACGAUGACGGCCUCCUCGGAAACUUCGAUAUUCCAGAUGAUGCUGGAUUUGGUGAAGGUGGUGAAGCUUGGGCUCGUGACGCCGCGAUCGAACCACGAAUGCGAGUUCACGAUGUAGGAUACGACAAUGAUGGUGGCGAUGGCGAGGAUGGAGAAGGGCGUGCUGGUUCAUUCGAUCCCGAGACCGGCGAGUACGUCAUUUCUCUUGAUCGUGGUUCAAAGACGGAAGGUGGACAUGACGAUAUUUUAAGUUAUUUCGACGAGGCCUUGCAAAAGAACUGGGCCGGUCCUGAGCAUUGGAGGAUACGAAAGAUUAAAGAUGUCAACAAGCCAGCAGUUACGAAGAUUCGCAAGGAGAAAGAGCCUUUCGAGAUUGACUUUACGUCUCCACUAAGUGCUAGCCUAGCUGAAACUAUCUAUACACAUGCAGCAACCAAUGCUACAAUAUCUCUCCCAAAGAAGGACUGGAAAUCUAAAACGAGGAAUCUUCUUCCCGAUGAUAAGCAUUUUAACUCCAAACAGUUGUUACGCCUUUUCCUUAAGCCCAAAGCUAGAAUGGGUAGUCGAAAAUCUGGAUUUGGAGCAAAAUCUGGAACUUUUGGUCAAAAGAAGGAGGAUGACAUCCCUGAAGGUGAAAUUGGUGAAGAUUAUUGGGCGCGAAAAGAAGAACCAGCUCACACGUUGGAGGAUGAGGCUCCACCUCAUGGAGAUUACGAUGCCAACUUCUUUCAAGAUGAUGGUUUGGCAAUGCCGGGUGGUAUUGACGACGAUGAUGAUUUGGAAUUCGCCGAUGCACGCGAACAGUUUUCACCUGGAGCUCAAGGACAAGGUGCAGGUGGUAUCGAUGGUAUCACUGCUAUAUUAAAUGCCGGACCUCAAGGUGUUGACGGCGAAGAAGGUGCUUUCGGUACACAAUUGGUUACACAGAGUCGAAGAUUAAGACCAGAAUAUGUACAAUAUGCUAGAGUUGCUAAGAAGGUUGAUGUGAGGAGACUGAAAGAGGAAUUAUGGAAGGGUAUUGGAUUUAGUGAGCCUGAACAACCUGAUACCUCACUUUCCGCAUCACGUCUCCCCACACCACCUCUUAAAUUACCUACUGAUGAAAAUGAAACCCUCCAAUUUACAACAGUCAUGCAAAACCUCCAGACUGUAUACCCAAAACAAGUCAUGAAUGAUAUCUCAACCAGUUAUUGUUUUAUCUGUCUAUUACAUUUGGCUAAUGAGAAGGGUCUUGUCAUUGAAAAGAAAGAGGGUUUGAUGGAAUUGGAUAUUAGAAAGGAUCCAACAGCGGAAAUCACAGUCGAGUAA
Messenger RNA from Sclerotinia sclerotiorum 1980 UF-70, 2673 nucleotides. RefSeq lists its product as hypothetical. The transcript has 6 exons. Bases 1 to 2673 code for a protein of 890 amino acids. Lineage: Eukaryota; Fungi; Ascomycota; Leotiomycetes; Helotiales; Sclerotiniaceae. Gene Ontology annotation, molecular function: chromatin binding. Gene Ontology annotation, cellular component: condensin complex. The record is from RefSeq and is a predicted model, not a curated record. Gene Ontology annotation, biological process: mitotic chromosome condensation.